GUAUUCAAAAGCCGAGUGUGUGGCUUCAGAAGUUGCUAAAUAGCCCAUAUAACCGCUGGGUCUCUUUCACUGUUUACAGCCCUUCCACAGAAGCAACAGAGACAAAAACAAAGCUAGCAUCAAAACAACUGAUGAAGUUAUAAGAGCUUUAAGAGACGUUAUCCCAGUACACGGGCAGUGAGGCUUAACUUUAGCAGCGAGAAGAGAAGCAAAUUUGGCAGUAGCUGCCAUAACGUUUGAAUCGUGCUAAUCUUUCACCUGCAAGGAUGGUUGUGCUGACAAAGAAGCCCAAGACUUUCGAGGUUGAGUUCCGUGACCCCAGCAAGGCUUUUUACCGCAGUGGGGAUAAAGUGGCUGGCAGAGUGGUCUUGGAAGUGUCGGAGGUGACCGUAGUCAAGGCUGUGAAACUGUAUGGAAUCGGCUGCGCCAAAGUGGAGUACCACAAAGGAAAGCAGCGCUGCAGGGAUGAAGUGGAGUACCUGAGAUAUGAAGAUGUUCUUCACGUUGACCAGCAGCCCACAGACUUGGAUGGCUCAGUUACUCUUAGACCUGGAAAAAAGUAUGAAUACAUGUUCGGAUUCGAGCUUCCCCAGUCAGGGCAGUUGGUGUCCUCAUAUAAAGGCAAGUUUGGCUCCAUUCAAUAUUAUGUCAAAGCAGUGAUGGAGCGGCCCUCCCACUCAGAUGUGGAGAGCAAGAAGUACUUUCAAGUGGAGGAACCACUGGAUGUUAACACGCUGGAGCUCUCGUUUCCAGCCACUGGUGCGAAGGAGAAGAGGAUGACCUGCAUGUUCAUUCCUGAUGGCCGUGUAUCCAUUGUGGCCAAGAUCAACCGCAAAGGCUUCUGCGAGGGAGAGGACAUCUGCAUCAAUGCCAAAUUUGAGAACACCUGCUCUCGCAUCAUCAUUCCCAAAGCUGCCAUCAUAGGCACACACACGUACCUGGCCAAUGGCCGCAAAAAGGUGUUCAGAGAGAAGAUCUCUGCUGUCAGGGGUGAUCAUAUCAUCUCUGGCAUGUGUGAUGUAUGGCAGAGCAAGAGCAUCCGUGUGCCUAAGCUGAAACCAACUGUCCUUGGUUGCAACAUCAUCCAUUUGGACUACACUCUGAUGAUUUAUGUGCACAUCCCUGGCAGUGAGAAGCUGAUCUUGGAGCUUCCCCUGGUGAUUGGGACCAUCCCCUACAAUGGCCUUGCCAGCCGCACCAGUAGCAUGUGCAGCCAGGAGUGCAGUGCAGCCUCCAACAGCGUGGUAUCCAUGCCCUCUGCACCUCCCAGUUACAGCGAGAUCCCCCAGCAUGGCCACCUGGACAGCCCCAUCACCCCACUCCUGGAUGACUAUGAUGAAGAUGACUGCCCCAUCUUCAUGAAUGUUGGAGAAUACUAUCACACACCUCCUCCUGCCUAUACUGAGGUGGAUGAGGACUGCAAUGACAGUGACAUUAACGUUCAGUUGGGCUAAACGGCUAAAGUUGCAAGAACUAUAAAAGGAGAUGAUAAGACUUGAAA
Molecule: messenger RNA, 1501 nt
Organism: Pygocentrus nattereri (red-bellied piranha)
Lineage: Eukaryota; Metazoa; Chordata; Actinopteri; Characiformes; Serrasalmidae
Gene: txnipb
Product: thioredoxin interacting protein b
Exons: 6
Coding region: 267-1454 (395 amino acids)
Biological process (GO): protein transport
Cellular component (GO): cytoplasm
Molecular function (GO): ubiquitin protein ligase binding
Source: RefSeq, a predicted model, not a curated record